GUGCCCUCACAUUUGUGAGCUGCGGCAUCUGAGAGAGUCGUCCUCAUCAUCUCCCUGCCUCGUUCUACAUAUUCAAUUCCUUCCUGUGCUACUAAGACUAUACGAAGAUCAGCAUGGACCGGAAGGCGAGCUGGUCUGUGGCAGAUGCUGUGGACUACAAGGGACUGCCUGCUGACAGGUCCAAGACUGGUGGAUGGGCACCUGCAGCUCUGAUCCUGGUCAUCGAAAUAUGCGAGAGGCUUUCCACCAUGGGGAUUGCAGUCAACCUGGUGACGUAUUUGGGAGGCACGAUGCAUAUUCCGAGUGCAGAGUCGGCAAACAUCGUCACGGACUUCAUGGGCACAUCUUUCUUGCUCUGCUUGUUCGGAGGUUUCCUCGCUGAUUCCUUCUUGGGACGAUACCUCACUAUUGCCAUCUUUGCUAUGAUCCAAGCACUAGGAACAGGCCUACUGUCCAUCUCCACGAAGCUGCCCCAGCUUCGACCGCCGCCAUGCAAUUCUACUGUCACCGGGCAAUGCCAGCGAGCUAAUGGCUUCCAGAUGGGCGCCCUGUACUUGAGCCUCUACCUCAUCGCGGUGGGCACCGGCGGCCUCAAGUCAAGCGUAUCGGGCUUCGGUACCGACCAGUUCGACGAGAAGGACGAGAAGGAGAGAAGUCAGAUGGCCUACUUCUUCAACAGGUUCUUCUUCUUCAUCAGCACCGGCACUCUGUUCGCCUGCACUGUCCUCGUCUACAUUCAGGACGAGGUGGGUCGAAGCUGGGCCUACGGCAUCUGCUGCAUCUCCAUGGUUCUCGCCCUUCUGGUGUUCCUGUCCGGGACCAGAAGAUACCGGUACAAGAAGAGCUCAGGGAGCCCAAUAGUGCACAUCCUCCAAGUGAUCGUAGCUGCAAUCAGGAAGAGGAAGCUUAUGCUUCCUUCCUCUGUUGUCUUCUUGUAUGAUGACUGUCCUGAGGCCUCCAGAAUCCAACAUACUGACCAAUUCCGUUUCCUGGACAAGGCUGCGAUCGUUGCUGAAGAAGAUCACGAAGUUAAGGGCGAGACUAAACAGCCGAACCCCUGGAAGAUGUGCUCCGUGACGAGAAUUGAGGAGGUGAAGAUGAUGAUUCGGCUGCUUCCCAUCUGGGCCACGACCUUCAUGUUCUGGACCAUCUACGCUCAGAUGAUCACCUUCUCCGUGGAGCAAGCGACGACGAUGGAGAGAUCCAUAGGUAGCUUCCAAAUCCCGGCAGGAUCACUGACGGCCUUCUUCGUGGCGGCGAUUCUCAUCACCUGCGCCGUCUACGACCGCGUCAUCAUGCCUCUGAUGAAGAAGUGGAAAGGCAAACAAGGUUUCACCAGCCUGCAAAGAAUCGGAAUUGGCCUGAGCUUCUCGAUCAUGGGGAUGGCCGCUGCAGCACUGACGGAAGUGAAACGGCUCUCGGUGGCCCGGGAAGCCGCCAGCGGCACCACCACGCUGCCCAUCAGUGUUUUCACGUUGAUACCGCAGUUCCUGUUCGUGGGUGCCGGAGAAGCAUUCAUAUACACCGGGCAGCUCGAUUUCUUCAUCACCCGGUCGCCGAAGGGGAUGAAGACGAUGAGCACCGGGCUCUUCCUAACGACGCUAUCCCUCGGCUUCUUCCUGAGCAGCUUCUUGGUGUCGUUCGUGAAGGGUGUGACCGGCGGCAAGGGUGGACAGGGGUGGCUUGCCGACAACAUCAACUACGGGAGGUUGGAUUGCUUCUAUGGGCUGCUUGCGGGACUGAGCACCAUGAACUUGGGAGCUUUUCUUGUUUGUGCUGGUUGGAGCAAGCCACGGGUAGAGAGCCCUGAGAAGGAUUCAUGCGGAGAAGACAAGUGCUGAGGGCGUGCUGAAGCAGAGCAUAGUCGAUAGGGGUAGCUGCUAAGCUUCUCGCGGUGAUGUCUUCUUGUGUAGUGGUAGAUGCUUGCUUUAUGCUUGUACUUUUGCAUGUUAUUCUUCUUCAGCUUGCGGAUUUAAAUGUUUGUCUCGAUUUCAUGUGCUUAAAUACAUAUGGCUUGCAAAAUAUUUUUGGAUUC
This is a messenger RNA of Musa acuminata subsp. malaccensis (wild Malaysian banana), 2035 nucleotides long. Its product is annotated as protein NRT1/ PTR FAMILY 6.2. Gene Ontology annotation, cellular component: membrane. The record is from RefSeq and is a predicted model, not a curated record. NCBI's taxonomy places the organism in Eukaryota, Viridiplantae, Streptophyta, Magnoliopsida, Zingiberales, Musaceae. Gene Ontology annotation, molecular function: transmembrane transporter activity. Gene Ontology annotation, biological process: transmembrane transport; oligopeptide transport.